Hylaeus volcanicus is the source of this 735-nucleotide messenger RNA. RefSeq names its product ribose-5-phosphate isomerase A-like. The transcript has a single exon. The record is from RefSeq and is a predicted model, not a curated record. Gene Ontology annotation, molecular function: ribose-5-phosphate isomerase activity. The coding region runs from base 1 to 735 and encodes 244 amino acids. NCBI's taxonomy places the organism in Eukaryota, Metazoa, Arthropoda, Insecta, Hymenoptera, Colletidae. Gene Ontology annotation, biological process: pentose-phosphate shunt, non-oxidative branch.
AUGACAAUUCAAGAAUGCAAAAAAGCUGCAGCUGUAUAUGCUGUGGAUACCUAUAUCAAAAGUGGAAUGCUUUUAGGUCUCGGAAGUGGUACAACGACAUUUUACGCCAUUGAAUAUCUUGGACAGAAAUUGAAGCGAAAAGACGUCGAAAAUAUUCGUUGUGUUCCCACAUCUACAGCAACAGAGCGUUUAAUGAAUCAAUGGGAGAUUCCUUCUAUUGCAUUAGAUGAAUUGGAUACACUCGACUUGGUAAUUGACGGAGCUGAUCAAAUUGAUCAAUCCUUUAAUCUAAUAAAAGGUCUAGGAAAAGCUUUGUUACGAGAAAAACUUGUUGCUCAAUGUACCCGAAGUUAUGUUAUUAUAGUGGAUGAAACUAAAGCGAAAACGUUUGAGCGCUUUCUAGAAGGACCUUUACCGGUCGAAAUCGUAAAAUUUGGAGCUGAACAUACGGUACGACAUCUGUUAUCACAGCCUUUUCUAAAGUCAUUAGGUGCGAAAGGAUCUUUUCGUACCAAUUGUUGCGAACCAAAGGAUUACGAAGAAACAGAUAAUGGUAAUUUCAUUGUCGAUAUAACAUUUGAUCAACCUUUAAGCGAUUUGGUUUGUUUAAGUCAAAUUUUAAAUUCAACUGUUGGAAUUGUUGAGCAUGGAUUAUUUUUAAAUUUAAACCCUAUUCUUAUAGUAGGAUAUGAACAUGGUGAUGUGAAAUGUUUUUCACCUCCUUCACUAUCGUAA